This is a messenger RNA of Homarus americanus (American lobster), 6531 nucleotides long. RefSeq names its product transcription elongation factor SPT6-like (gene Spt6). Gene Ontology annotation, biological process: mRNA transcription by RNA polymerase II; transcription elongation-coupled chromatin remodeling; positive regulation of transcription elongation by RNA polymerase II. Bases 92 to 6112 code for a protein of 2006 amino acids. NCBI's taxonomy places the organism in Eukaryota, Metazoa, Arthropoda, Malacostraca, Decapoda, Nephropidae. Gene Ontology annotation, cellular component: transcription elongation factor complex. The record is from RefSeq and is a predicted model, not a curated record. The transcript has 13 exons. Gene Ontology annotation, molecular function: histone binding; DNA binding; nucleosome binding.
GGUGUCUCCUCCGCCAUAUUGGACUCGGCCAAAACAAAAUCAGGAGCCUCUUGUCUUUUCCACGUUUUUAGCCAGUGGCUGACGGUCAGCCAUGUCACAUUUCAUCGACUCGGAGGCAGAGGAGAGUGAGGAGGAGGAAGAAGAGUAUGAAGAAAGUGAAAAGAAGAAACUGAAGAAGCUUAAGACUGCCAUAGCUGAUUCGUCGGAAGAAGAUGAUGAAGAUGAUGAAGAAAAGAUCCGAGAAGAAAACAAAGACUUUAUUAAUGACGAUGAAGAAGAGGAAGAGGAAGGGGGCUCAGGGUCGGACAGUGACAUGGAGCGUAAGAGAAAACGCCGUCACGAUUACGACGACGACGACCUGGAAGCUGACAACCUCGAUGAAGACGACCUCGACCUCAUUGAAGAGAACAUUGGUGUAAAGCUUGACAGGAAGAAAAAGUUCAAGCGUCUGAAGAGAAUCGUGGACGAGGACUCCGACGCAGAAGCAGAUGACGUCCAGGGCCAGAUAAGAAAAGAGAUCUUCGAGGGUUCUGAUGAUGAGGAAGAUGACGGGGCCUCCAUACCACACCCUCCACAGCAGCCUGAAACUUACGCCUCGGAGGAAGAAGAGGAAUUAUCUGAUGGCGAAGAGAACUUUAUUGUCGACGAUGAAGGCAAACCCAUCGCCAGGCAGAAGAGGAAGGCCGUGUUUGAGGACGAGGGACUGGAAGCCGCUCGUGAUAUCUUCGGUUGUGAUUUCGAUUAUGGGGAGUUCGAGCAAUAUGAAGGCUGGGAAGAAGGUGAGGAAGAGGAGGACGAUGAUGAUGAUUACGAGGAAGACGAAGACGGUGGAGAAGGAAAAGAACAUCGUCGUGGCCGCAAGGAACGCAGGAAACAAAUCAAGAAGUCUAUCUAUGAGGUGUUUGAACCUAGUGAGUUGGAGCGCGGGCAUCUUACAGAUCAAGAUCACGAAAUCCGCAAGUUGGAUAUUCCCGAGAGGUUCCAGCUCCGGCAGAUACCCGUGACGCGUACCCGAGGCGAGGGUGACGACCGCUCUACUGAUAAGGAGUUGGAUCACGAGGCCAAGUGGAUAUACCAUCAUGCAUUCUUCAGGCCAUUUAUAUCCAAUCAGGAGGGGCGCGAGGAGGCGCGGCAGCGUUCUCGGCGUGACGUCAACAUGAUCCAGAAGAUCUACAAUGCCCUGGACCUGAUGAGGAACUCUACAUGUGAGGUCCCAUUCAUUGCCUUUUACAGGAAGGAAGAGGUCCAGCCUGAACUGAAUAUUCAUGAUUUAUGGAAAGUCUAUCACUGGGAUGAGAAGUGGUGUCAACUGAAGCACCGUAAAGAAAACUUGCGGGCCAGAUUCCAGAUGAUGGGAGAAUUCCAGGGAGACCUUAUCAUGAAGGACCUAGAUGCUCCACUUCCAGAAAAUAUGCGCAUGCUUAAGGAAGAAGACAUUGAAAGGAUUGAAGAGAUCGAGACUUCAGAACAAUUCAACGAUUACUACAAGUUCUUCCUGCUGUACUAUGGCAAAGAACAGCCAUCGAUGAGAGAGCACAUGAAGGCCAAGCGCAAGGAGCACAGGACCAUAACAAAAGUCACCAGCGUUGUUAAGGUCAUGAGAAAGGUUAUGAGAAAGAAGAAAAAGAAGAAGAAGAAUCAUCUCGUCAUCGAGGACGACGACGAGGACGAAGACAGGCCCAAGGAUAACGAGACGGAGAAAGACAAGGACGAUGAAUCGGUGAAGGACGCGGAUAGUGUGAUAGAGAAAGACAAAAAGGGCGACGCUGAGAAAGACAAACAGGUGGACGCUGAGAAAGACAAGGAUGGCGACGAUAGUGACAUGGAUGAUGUUACUGAUAUAGGCAUGGAUGUUGAUGAUGGUGAGAAGGACAAGAGUGAUGAAGAGAAGGAGAAGAGUGAUGAAGAGAAGGAGAAGAGUGAUGAUGAGAAGGAGAAGAGUGAUGAUGAGAAGGAGAAGAGUGAUGAUGAGAAGGAGAAGAGUGAUGAUGAGAAGGAGAAGAGUGAUGAUGGUGCUGAGAAGAAGAGUGAUGAUGGUGCUGAGAAGGAGAAGAGUGAUGUUGGCGCUGAGAAGGAGAAGAGUGAUGAUGAAGGAGAAGAAAAGGACAAGAGUGAUGAUGAUGAGAAGGAGAAGACUAAGGAAAGUGCUAAGAAAGGUAAAGAGGUUGAAGAGAUGGGUAUGGAAAUAGAAAAAGAUAGAGAGGAAGGACAGAAAGACAAAGAGGAUAAGGAAGAAGAGAAAGAGAAAGCAAGGAGUGAUGACGAUGACGACGACGAUGAUGAUGAUGAGGAAGAGGUAGAGACAGAAGUGGAAACAGAGAUAGAGGAAGAGGUAGAAGAAGAGAAUAAGGUACCUGAAGAAGACGCAGAGGCCUUGAAGAAAGCUGUACGGAGGCACGAGUACGAACUGCUGAGGAGAGCUGGCAUUGAGUCACUCACAAAGAAGUUUGGUCUGACACCUGAGCAGUUUGGUGAGAAUUUGAGGGAUAACUAUCAGAGGUUUGACGUUGAGCAGUGCCCAGAGGACCCAAUGAAGGAGGCUGAGGAGUUCCAAUCUAAAAUGUGCAGCACCCCAGAGCGUGUACUUGAAGCAGCUGUGAGAAUGGUUGGUUGGCAGUUAGCCUGCGAACCUCUGGUACGCCGUACAGUUCGUGAGGCGUACUUUGAACGUGCUAGAAUCGGUGCCAGGCCCACACCACAGGGCGUGAAGAUCAUUGAUGAACAUCAUCCAAUUUAUGCCAUUAAAUACCUGAAGGAUAAGCCAGUCACAGAUCUGCAAGGCGACCAGUUCCUACGUCUCAAAUGUGGAGUUGAGGACAAGCUGAUGACAAUUAGCUUGUCUGACACCAUCGACGGGAAUACCACAAUUAGUUACCUUGAUGAGAUGAAACAGCUGUAUUAUAGGGAUGAAUUUUCACAAGUUGUUCAGGAUUGGAAUGAUUUGAGAGGCAGAGCUGUAACUUUUGCCUUCAAACGAAUUAUCGAAGAUUUAAAAAGAGAACUGUCUCAACGUUUGCUCCGGGAGGCUAAAGACCAUGUGACAGAACAGUGUUGUAGUAAGCUUUAUAACUGGAUAAAAAUUGCACCUUAUAAUCCUGGUGACUUUACUGAUGAGGAUGAGGACGACUGGGACACAAUAAAAGGUUUUAGAGUCUUUUCCAUCGCCUUUGUUCCAGACCUUUCUCAAGCUGCCUUUGGUUGUUGCAUUGACAUUGACGGUGAUUGUUGUGAGUACAUUCGACUUCCUCACUUGCUCAAACGGCGUAAUGCUUACAACGAGAGAGACGCUAUGGCCAAAGAGAACGACAUCAGACGCAUGCAGGACUUCAUCUUUCGUCGUAAACCGCACGUCAUCGCUGUCAGUGGAGAAUCUCGGGAGGCCAUCAUGGUUAAGGAGGACCUGAUCCAGAUCCUCAAAGAUCUGGAAGAACAGGAACAGUUCCCCAAAAUUAAUGUAGAAAUAAUUGAUAAUGACCUUGCUCAUAUUUACUCCAUGUCCAAGAAGGGAGAAGCAGACUUCCUAGAUUACCCUUCCCUGUUGAGACAAGCCGUGUCUCUUGGGCGCCGCGUUCAGGAUCCGCUGGUUGAAUUCUCUCAGCUGUGUAAUUCUGAUGAGGAAUUGCUCAACAUUAAAUUCCACAGUUUACAGGAUCAGUUAAAUACAACAGAGUUACUCGAUGCUCUGUAUACUGAAUUUGUUAACCGUACAAAUGAGGUUGGUGUGGAUCUUAAUCGUGCUGUAGCAUACCCUUAUACUCAGAAUUUAGUUCAAUUUGUUUGUGGUUUGGGUCCUCGAAAGGCCAAUCUCCUCAUAAAGACUAUGAAACAAAAUAAUCACCGUUUAGAAAAUAGGAAUCAAUUGGUUGUUAACUUCCACAUGGGGCCAAAAGUCUUCAUAAACUGUGCGGGCUUCAUUAAAAUUGAUACUAAUGCAUUGGGUGACAGUGACAACUACAUAGAAGUUUUGGACUCUACCAGAAUUCAUCCAGAAGCUUAUGACUGGGCCAGAAAAAUGGCUGUUGAUGCUCUGGAGUAUGAGGACGAAGAGGGCAAACCUGCAGAAGCUUUGGAAGAAAUCUUAGAAACUCCUGAAAGACUCAGUGAGCUUGAUUUGGAAGCUUUUGCAACGGAACUACAGAACCAGGGCUUUGGUAAGAAGAACACAACUUUGUAUGAUAUUAGACACGAACUCAACCAUCGAUACAAAGAUUUCAGGCUGCCAUUCAGGUCUCCCUCUCCUGAAGAAACCUUUAACAUACUCACCAAGGAGUCACCAGAGACCUUUUAUGUCGGUAAACUUGUCCAGGUUUCUGUUACUAACUUUAUUCAUCGUAAACCCCGCGGAGAUCAGCUGGAUAAUGCUAACCCAGUCAGAAAUGAAGACACUGGACUUUGGCAGUGUCCAUUUUGUCUCAAGAAUGAUUUUCCUGAGCUAAGUGAGGUGUGGAAUCAUUUUGAUGCAGGGGAUUGUCCCGGGCAAGCCAUAGGUAUUAGAGUGCGGUUGGACAAUGGAAUUUCGGGUUUCAUCAGCAUCAAGAACUUAUCAGAUAAAACUGUAACCAAUCCAGCUGAGAGAGUGAGAAGAGAUGGUCUUGUGCUCUGUCGUAUCAUGAAGAUUGAUCCUGAAAAGUUUUCUGUGGAGCUGACGUCAAGAACAUCGGACCUGCAAGACCGAGACAACAAAUGGAAAGUUCCCAAAGAUCCUUAUUAUGAUCCCGAUAGUGAGGAGAAAGACAUGAACGUAGAUAAGAAGAAGAAAGAGAAAAAGAAGACCCAGUAUCAGAAACGUGUUAUUGCACACCCCUCCUUCAGGAACAUUGAUUAUAAUGAAGCAGAAAAGGUGAUGCAGCAGCUAGAACAAGGCGAGGUGAUCAUUCGGCCCUCAAGUAAAGGUAACAAUCAUCUCACUGCCACUUGGAAGGUCACCGAUGGGAUCUGUCAGCAUAUUGAUAUACUGGAACAAGACAAACAAAAUGACUUCUCUCUCGGUCAGAAGCUCUGGAUUGGAAGUGAGGAAUUUGAAGAUUUGGAUGAAAUCAUUGCCAGAUAUGUGUCCCCCAUGGCAAGUAAUGUGCGACAAAUAUUAGAAUAUAAAUAUUUUAAGGAGUCUAUCAUGGGUAACAAGGAGAAAGCAGCUGAGUUUCUGAAGGAGGAGAAGAAGAAGAACCCUAAAACUAUCCCUUAUAUCUUUUCACCUAGAAAGGAUUUGCCUGGAAAGUUCCUCUUAUCUUAUUUACCAAGAGUGAAAGUUAUCCAUGAAUUUGUAACGAUCACUCCUGAAGGCUUCAAAUUUAGACAGAGAAUGCAGUACCCAAACCUUGCCGGACUUCUCAAAUGGUUUAAACAGAAUUUCCGUCGAGCCGUACCGAAUGUAACGCCAGGGAUGAUGUCUGCAAGAACACCCUACAUGGGUGGCACAACACCUAAUCUUAUGGGUGUUGAUGCCUCCACAAUCCAGAAGGUUGCUCAGAACCUCAAUCCACACAUGUUACAUAAUCUCUCCCAGGCUGCCACUAACACUCCUUACGGUGCCCACACUCCCGGAGCGUUCUCUCAAGGCUAUUCUAAUUAUGCCAAUACGCCUUAUACGCCAUCGGGUCAGACGCCGUUCAUGACGCCGUAUGCCACUCCUGGACCGUCGACCACGCCUCGUUACAGCGGGUCACAGACCCCAGUGUACGGCAGUAGUGGUAACAGGACGCCAUCGCACAGAUCUUCCAGUGGACACUCUGCCCAGCCCUCUCGGUCCGCGCCCCCGGUCAGUAGUCGAUCCGAGCAGAUGGAUUGGAAGAUGGCAGCGGCUGCUUGGGUCCAAGCAAAGGGUGGAAGCAGCGGACACGACAGUGGAAGGAUGACUCCGCGACACCACGACGGCGGCCGCUCCACUCCGCGGUAUUCCGACUCCCGAGACUCGAGGUACCCGUCUAGUCCCAGGUAUCCCGACGACGGGUCUCGCCGCACGCCACGAUACGACGACCGCACGCCUCGCCCCUACCACGAUUACGACAACCCCCGCACCACCCCUCGCUCGGCUCGUUCUACGCCCAAGACCAUCCACUCUCCCGCUAAUAUGAGUAUUGGCGGAGACCAAACGCCACUCUAUGACGAGUAGCAUCUUAGACACCCUUACUUGUGACUAUAGAUCCUGUCCUUACUAUAGUUUGUACUGUACAAGGCAAGAUUAGAAAUUUGUAUUUAAGGAUUAGAAAUGUAAUUUAAGUUAAUUAUUCACAUUUGUAUGGGAUUUUUACAAGGGCAGUCUUGUUGAUGUGUAAAAAGGUACAAGUAGUUAUCUGUAUUUUCAUUCAUUAUGAUUUAUUAUUGCAUGUAAACAUCAUCAUACACUUCAUAAUUUUUUUAUAUAUAAACUUAAAUUACUUUGGAUAUAUCAGUUGUCCAGUGGUGAAAGUCGCAUAGCUAUAGCCCAUUUGGGUGCUGUUUAGCCUUUGCUUCCAGAUGAGAGACUCUGUAUUACCUGUGCUCCUGUAAAACCGCUACUGUGAUCUGAGAAAUAAAGUUAAGAAAACACAA